Molecule: messenger RNA, 942 nt
Organism: Dipodomys spectabilis (banner-tailed kangaroo rat)
Lineage: Eukaryota; Metazoa; Chordata; Mammalia; Rodentia; Heteromyidae
Product: olfactory receptor 8K5-like
Exons: 1
Coding region: 1-942 (313 amino acids)
Biological process (GO): sensory perception of smell; G protein-coupled receptor signaling pathway
Cellular component (GO): membrane
Molecular function (GO): G protein-coupled receptor activity; olfactory receptor activity; odorant binding
Source: RefSeq, a predicted model, not a curated record
AUGGGCCAACAGAACCUCACAACACCCACUGAAUUCAUUCUUUGGGGGAUCACAAGACAGCCAGAGUUGCAGCUCCCCCUUUUCGGGGUCUUCCUCCUUAUCUAUGCAGUGACAGUGGUGGGAAAUCUGGGCAUGAUCAUUCUAACCAAGCUGGACUCCCGUCUACACACACCUAUGUACUUUUUCAUCAGACACCUGGCUUUCAUUGAUCUUGGCAAUUCCACAGUCAUUUAUCCCAAGGUGUUAGUAAAUUUUAUUUCGGAUCAAAAUACCAUUUCCUAUUAUGCUUGUGCCACCCAGAUGGCAUUCUUCAUUACGUUCAUCAUCAGUGAGCUUUUCAUCUUGUCCUCCAUGGCCUAUGACCGCUAUGUGGCCAUCUGUAACCCUCUGCUCUACCAUGUCAUCAUGUCUCAGAGGCUCUGUCGUGUGCUGGUGGGCAUCCCAUACCUCUACAGUGCCUUUCAAGCCCUUAUGAUCACUGUUAAGAUUUUUAUCUUGAACUUCUGUGGCUCUAAUGUCAUCAGUCAUUUCUACUGUGACAAUGUUGCUCUGUUACUUCUCCUGUGUUCAAAUGCACAAGAUAUAGAAUUGAUCAUCAUUGUGUUUUCAGCGUUUAACCUGAUCUCUUCCCUCGUAGUCAUCCUGAUAUCUUACACUCUGAUUCUGUUAGCGGUGUGUCGGAUGCAUUCUGCAGAAGGCAGGAAGAAAGCUUUCUCCACGUGUGGUUCUCAUCUCACUGUGGUGGUGGUGUUCUAUGGGACUCUACUCUUCAUGUACGUGCAGCCCAAAUCCACCCACUCCUUUGACACGGACAAAUUAACAUCUGUGUUUUACACCUUAGUGAUCCCCAUGCUGAAUCCUUUGAUUUACAGCGUUAGAAACAAAGAAGUAAAAAAUGCCUUUCACAGAAUCUUUAACAAUCUAUUUAAGCCUUGUAUUUAA